This is a messenger RNA of Colletotrichum orchidophilum, 474 nucleotides long. RefSeq lists its product as uncharacterized. The transcript is spliced from 3 exons. The coding region runs from base 1 to 474 and encodes 157 amino acids. The record is from RefSeq and is a predicted model, not a curated record. NCBI's taxonomy places the organism in Eukaryota, Fungi, Ascomycota, Sordariomycetes, Glomerellales, Glomerellaceae.
AUGACGACGAGACGAGGCCCCUUAAGUUGCGUCUCUGGGCUCAGGUCCUCAUCUUAUACAGUGCAUUCAACAAGGCGACGUCCAAAUACAAGGUUCCUCGACGGUUUCCCGUUCCUGCGCUGGGUCCCUUGCACAUAUACGCUAAAUUCGCCCACAGCAGCUCGCCGCAUUCUGACUCGGUCUAUCCGUAUGCCUGGCAAUGGAUGUUCCUGGCGAUUGAGAGUUGAGACUGUAGUCGCCGACGACACAUCGGCUACCGCCUCCCCUCUGGUGUCUGUUCCGUCUCAUCGAUAUUAUGGUGCGGACUUAUGGCGGACGUGGACCCUUGCCGUCCCUUGGUGGCCCGGCCCUCAUCCUCCUCUUGAAGUAUUGGUGUAUUCGUACAGUAUUAAUCUCUCCAUUCUGUCUGAUGUGUCUACAACGUCUGGUAUUGGCCCUGCCCUACGCCAGUCGAUGGUCUUUUGCUUGCCCUAA